Molecule: messenger RNA, 4064 nt
Organism: Castor canadensis (American beaver)
Lineage: Eukaryota; Metazoa; Chordata; Mammalia; Rodentia; Castoridae
Source: RefSeq, a predicted model, not a curated record
GUGAAAAAAUGUUCCUAGUAUGUGUAAAUAACCCAAAUAUUUUUGGAUAUUUAUACAUUAUUGAUGUGGUUAGUUAAAUGGUGUCAUUGAAAGUAAGCUAUUCCAUGGAUGUUCAUCCAACUUGAAGAAAAAAGGCUGAAAAUUGCUAAUCUCACAGGAUGAUUGUGCAUGAUCAGGUGUAAUAAAGGUUUUAGGAAAAGUAUAACAGUUAAGUAGAGCCAAAAUAUGAUUUCUUUUGUUCAUAUUUCUAAUUCUUAUAGUCUUUCCAGAACAUAAUAAAUUGACAAAGUGGUUUUUUUGCUUGAAUCUGUUUCUUGUCUUUGUGUAUGUGUUUGAUAUUAGCAAUAGAACUCAUAUAAUUGUUUUAUGUUAGUUGAUUCAGUGGAUUUUCUCCAUCUGUCCUUUUGGAAAAAUAAUAAAACGCUGCCGGUGGAGAGGAUGAUUAUGGUAAACCAGGUAUGCACAAGUAAGCAUUUAGAGGGUGGCAGUUUUGCCUGGUUUUGGUCUGUGUUUAUCCCUCAGUUUGCAUGUCUGCUGGCUUUGGACUCUUUUUUUUUUUUUUCAUCUCUGGUCAGGACCCUUGUAGAAGGAGUCUCCUUUGCUAACUCCAUCCUCACGUCAGCAGCCUUGUGUAUCUCUACAUCAUUCUAACUGAAAUAUAUUACAUUUUUUCCUUUUCAAUUCUGAUUUUUAGUUCUUUUUAUUCACUUGAUUACCUCGUCAUUUCCUUCCGCUCUCUUUUAGUUCUUGAUGAACAGAGAAACAUAUCAUUAGCACUUACUGCUCACCUACUUAAAUAGAAAAUAGCACCACCAUUUCGCUAAAUGUACCUUGCAUUCAGUCAUUUACUGAAGGCAUCACAUAGUAUUCAUAAUGUAAAAUAAAUUCAUUGUAUUUUGUAAACUAUUUGCUGGAGAAAAGUAAAAUCUGUGAAAUGUGAUAAACUAUGUCCUCAUACCUAUACAGUGUGAUUGAUUCGGAGAGAAAUGGGUUGCAUUUGUAAUGAAGAAGCACUUAAAUACUCAUCUACUAGGCAAACAUGGAGUUGGUACCCCAAAAGAAAGGAAAUUCACAUGCCACUUAUGUGACAGAAGCUUCACCGAGAAGUGGGCCCUGAACAACCACAUGAAACUCCACACGGGAGAAAAGCCCUUCAAGUGCUCCUGGCCCACGUGCCACUACUCAUUCCUCACAGCCUCCGCAAUGAAAGACCACUACAGGACGCACACAGGCGAGAAGUCGUUUCUUUGUGACCUCUGUGGCUUUGCUGGUGGGACCCGGCACGCCCUCACCAAACACCGCAGGCAGCACACAGGAGAAAAACCUUUCAAAUGUGAUGAGUGUAACUUUGCCUCCACAACUCAGUCCCACCUGACUCGGCACAAGCGUGUGCACACUGGAGAGAAGCCAUACAGGUGCCCCUGGUGUGACUACAGGUCAAACUGUGCUGAAAAUAUCCGCAAACACAUUUUGCAUACUGGGAAACAUGAAGGAGUCAAGAUGUACAACUGCCCCAAAUGUGACUAUGGGACGAAUGUCCCUGUAGAAUUCCGAAACCACCUGAAAGAGCAACAUCCUGACAUCGAGAACCCGGACCUCGCUUAUUUGCAUGCUGGCAUUGUGUCCAAGUCCUACGAGUGCCGUCUGAAGGGACAAGGUGCCACCUUCGUGGAGACAGACAGCCCCUUCACUGCAGCCACUCUGGCAGAGGAGUCUCCCAUCAAAGAGAGGUCCCUGAGGAGCAGCAAGAGGCAGGCCCCACCCCCCGAGCAGGUCCAGCAGGUCAUCAUCAUCCAGGGCUAUGAUGGCGAGUUUGCCCUGGAUGCCUCUGUGGAGGAGACCGCUGCGGCCACGCUGCAGACUCUGGCAAUGGCUGGCCAAGUGGCCAGGGUGGUACACAUCACAGAAGAUGGACAAGUCAUUGCCACAAGUCAGAAUGGGGCGCAUGUGAGCGGCGCACUGCCUGGGCCCAUCCUCCCCGAGCAGCUGGCUGACGGAUCCACUCAAGUUGUUGUUGUCAGGGGCUCAGUGGAAGGUCAUGGUGUGGAUGAGUCCCUUGGUCCUAGUGGUGCUGUGAUACAGCAGGUGACCAAGCAGGAGAUUUUAAAUCUCUCUGAGGCUGGAUUCCCUCCUCCCGAUGCCUCUUCAGCCCUAGAUGCGCUGCUGUGUGCUGUCACUGAGUUAGGAGGGGUGGAGAACAGGGCUGGGCACGAGGAGAAGGGCAGGUCCAGCCAUAAGGACAUGCUGAUCCAGCUGCCCAGUCAGGAGACAUCCCAUGGUGCUGCCCACCCCGAGACCCCAGAGAUCCAGACGUUCCAGGACACCCAGGAGAGUCCAGCAGCCAUGGAAGUGCUGACCCAGGUCGUCCGGCCCUCAACCAUCAUCACAUCUCAGGAGCGAGCCCAGGUGGCUUUCAAGAAGAUGGUCCAGGGAGUCCUCCAGUUUGCAGUGUGUGACACAACUGCGGCCGGCCAGCUGAUCAAGGAUGGUGUCACCCAGGUCAUCGUGAAUGAGGAGGGUGCUGUCCACAUGGUGGCCGGGGAAGGUUCCCAGUUCAUCAUGCAGGAGGCUGAGGCCCACGGCCUGCGGGUGCCAGCCGAGCACGUGGACCUGAUGGAAUCAGAAGGGGAAAUCUCUCAGAUCAUUGUGACAGAUGAGCUAGUCCAAGCCAUGGUCCGGGAGUCCGGCAGCAACUUUCCUGAGGGCGCAACGCACUACAUUGUGACAGAGUUGCCCUCGGCAGAGCAGGAGGAUGCAGGCUUGUACUCCCACACAGUGAUCGAGACAGCGAGCCCCCAGGAGAUCCUGCAGGCGGAGGCUGCUCUCAGUGCUGAGGCUGUGGCCCCGGAUGGUGCAGAACAAUUGGCAAGCAUGGUCAUUUACACCCAGCGUGACCGCUCCCCGACAGCGACAGUGAUCCAGAGCCAAAGAGAAAGCAGUGAACUCCAAGAAGCUUGAGGCACAGCCUGCGCACUGGGCUUCCUCAACUGUAUUUGUAAAGCUUCCAAACAGUGACUGCAGAGGAGUGCCGAACAUGCCCUCCUGGUCUGUGUAACACCAGCCACCAAAAAGGCUCACACAGAGGGCACAGAGCUGGGCCCAAAGAGUAGGUUGCCCAGGGCUGUAAGACGGAUGGGCAGGUUGGGACCCUGUGCUGUCAAACCCAUCACUGGGCCCUUUGCUCUUGGCCUUCCCCAUCUUGCCAGUGCACUAAGAAGCCACUUUCCCCAACUUUCCUCCCACAAGUGUUUCCUGCUUUACUCGUCAAGUCAAAGGUGGUGUCCUGUGAUGGGAAGUCAGAAAUGUCUCCAGAGGUCUCAGACUGUCUGCUCCGGCUGCAGAGCAUGCAGCUCUGUCAGCGUCUUCUGCGUUUGGUUAAAAAUUGCAGCUGCAAUGAUUAUAUCCUCACACAGUCCACCCAUUCUUUUUUUCCUUUUAAUUUUAGGAUAAUGGUACCCCAGACCAAAGGAAGCCUGUUGGUUCAUUUUAUGCAUAAAUUUCUCCUCUUCAAACAUUUUAGGCAUGUCCACCGCUCUGGUUGCAUUCUUCAUAAAAGAAUCUUACGCCUGUGGUUAGAAAGGCCUCAAUGUUUACAUUCAGUGAAAAUACACCUUGGUGAAGACAACUGAUGAUUCUAAGUUUGAUUUAGUUUCAUACCAUAAGGUCUAUUCAUGAAAUGUACACCCUGGAAAAUAUCAUCCAUAUCAAUAUUUUGCUUUUUACAACAAACAUUUGUUCAUCUCGCUCUCACUUUUACAGGAUUCAUUUGUGAUUAUGUCAGUAUGAAAAGUCUGACAUUAAACAUUAACAAAUGGAACCCAUGCCCUGUAGCCCUCACCCACCCAGCAUUGUCUGUAUUCAGUUGUGGAUUCACUGCCACUGCUGGAUGCAAGUUUGUGUUCCAGUAAUUUGUUUCUUGAUACGAUUGUUCUUCAUUCUUUUUCAAAUUGUAAAAUAAUCCCCUCCCUCAAAGGCAAAAACUGUUUUUGUUCUGUUUCUGUUGUCUUUGGAAUAAAAUUAUAGCAUUGAAAGAUGAUGUUUUAACAUUACUGAGUAGCCGGCUG